Molecule: messenger RNA, 1394 nt
Organism: Gilbertella persicaria
Lineage: Eukaryota; Fungi; Mucoromycota; Mucoromycetes; Mucorales; Choanephoraceae
Exons: 3
Coding region: 51-1334 (427 amino acids)
Source: RefSeq, a predicted model, not a curated record
UCUCUCUCUCUCUCUUUCUUUUUUUAUUGUACCUUUCUUUCUUUCUCAACAUGGGUGCUCAAGUUGUUGAUUAUCGAAUAUCCACACUCGUUGUCUUGUGUAAAGAUUGUGGUAAUGAUGUGGGUCUCUAUCCAGCUCGUCAUAAAUGUCAACCAGUCGGUAGACCUCCUAUGCCCCCACUUCCUUUACAGUUCAUGAACACCCAAGAACCAGCAGCCUCACCUUCACCUAAACCCAAUGCAACCCAGAUAGAACCUGAAGAAGAAUCUGUCUACUUUAAUAACUUUGCUGCCAACUUACCCGAGACAAAAGAACCUGCAGGCAAAAAAUUAUGGGGCAAAAUUCGAGAGAAUGAGAAAUGGAAGCAAUUGAGUGAGAAAAAUGAAAAACCAAAGCAGAGUGGUAAAUUAUGGGGAAAAUUGAUCCAGGCUACACAAAAUAUGGCCGAUAAAAUACCUAGCAAAGAUGAACGAGGAGCAGAAUCGGAUGAAGAUGACUGGGAAGGAGAAACACACGUAGCAAGAAUUAUUCGAGAAUAUUAUGAAAAGAAGCGCAUGCGUUUACCAGAAUGGCUUUUUGAAGAUGAUCCUCAAACAGGUAUCACAAGAAAAAUGUCUACAAGAGCACCUGUGGAUAGUCAGCCAGACACUAUCUCUAGAAACCCCUCCAGAAGAAGAUUAUGGGAUCACGAUCCCAUGGAUCCCAAAAAUAUCUCGAGUAGAGAAAGAGAGAGACAAGAAUUAAGACAAGUACAGGAUAAUCGUAAAAGUGGCCGCUAUCAAGAUGAUGAAGAAAGUCAUUAUCGACGUGAACAAUGCUACAAUGGUCGGAAAGAUUACGAAGAAGAGUAUCGUCAUAGUACCAGAGACUAUGUAGAAGAUCGUUAUGCUCACAAGAGUCCAGUUCGUGAUCAUUAUCCUCGAGAACCUUACACGAGAGAACAACCUCGGUAUUAUGAAGACAGCAGUUAUCGAUCUCCCCCUCCUCCUCAACAACAGCCCUAUAGUAAAUCAAGACAGUAUGAAGAUGAUGACCGUUAUGCACAAUCGCCCGUACGCUCUCCCAAACAAUACAGUAGAUCAAGACAGUAUGAAGAUAGCGAUCAUUAUUCACAACCUGAUUCAAGAUUGUCAGGACGAAGCUAUAACGACUACAAAUCAAGCCAUGAACCUAUGGUUGAUUACUACCCUAAUAAUCCUAGGCAACAUGUUCCUUUGGCACCCAUGGAUAGAGGUGCUUCAAGAUACAAUCAAGCUCCUUCUCCAGACAUGAGUCGUAGACCACCUUCACUUCGAAGUGGUCGCCGUUACGGCAAUGAUCCUAAUUACUUUUAAGACUGUGCAUUUUUUUAUACCGUUAUUUUAUCAUGUUAAUACUAUUCUCAAACUAUAUUG